AAAAGGGGGCCUUCUCGGGGAGCCGAUCUCCUUCCCACUUCCGACUCCCUUUUCAGUUUGCAGGCUUUUUCUUUUCACUCUAUUGUUUUCUGCCAACACUACAGCAGACUGCAGAUGCCUCUGUAACUCAAAUCUCAUGAUCUCGGACUAAGUCAAGGAGCUUUGGCUCUCCAUAAAUGGCGAAUAAUCUCCAAUUCUUCUUCCUCCAUCUGUUUCUUUUCUCCGUUUCUAAUGCUCAGAUGCCAGGUUUUUUGAGUCUGGACUGUGGAGGUACGGAGAAUCAUACGGAUGAUCUUGGUCUUGAGUGGACUCCAGACAAUCAGUCGAGUUUUGGUGGAACAGCUAAUGUAUCAGUUCCAAAUGAGACCCGGAGACAAUUUACAACAGUACGUUACUUCCCUGCAGAUAAUAGAAAGUACUGUUACACAUUGGAUGUGAUAACCAGAACUCGGUAUCUUGUACGAGCAAGCUUCUUGUAUGGGAACUUUGAUAACAGCAAUGUUUAUCCAAAAUUUGACAUCUCAAUCGGGGCAACUUAUUGGUCAACCAUUGUUAUCUAUGACGCAGACGCCAUAAUAAGUGAGGAGUUGAUUUUGUUGGCUUCUUCUCCUAAAAUUAGCGUGUGCUUAUCUAAUGCUACAACUGGACAACCAUUUAUUUCUGCCCUCGAGCUACGACAGUUCAAUAAUUCACUUUAUCACACAGAAUUUGAAGCUCAGUUCUUUAUGAGCCUCUGUGCAAGAAUAAAUUUUGGUGCAGAGACUAAUGAGUCUGUCAGGUAUCCAGAUGAUCCAUUUGAUAGAAUAUGGGAAUCUGAUUCUUUGAGGAGGGCAAACUACCUUGUUGACGUUGCUCCUGGAACUGAAAAAGUAUCAACAACAUUGCCUGUAGAUGUUAGCACUGGUGAAAGACCACCUCAAAAGGUGAUGCAGACAGCUGUAGUGGGUCAAAAUGGAACCUUAACUUAUCGGCUAAACUUGGAUGGUUUUCCAGGGUUUGGUUGGGCAUUCUCAUACUUUGCAGAAAUUGAGGAUUUUGGUUCAAAUGAAACAAGGAAAUUUAAGUUAGCUAUUCCGGGAAAUAAGGAUGUCAGUAAACCCACAGUCAACAUUGAAGAAAAUGCUCCAGGGAAGUAUCGGUUGUAUGAACCAGGAUACUAUAACAUAUCCUUACCAUUUGUCUUCUCUUUCGCAUUUGUGAAAACAAAUGACUCAUCCAGGGGACCUAUCUUAAAUGCUUUGGAGAUCUACAAGUACCUGCAGAUAAAUUAUGGCUCUCAAGAUGCACCUGUCAUGGCAGGUUUUACAUCACAUUACCUGCUUGCAAUUUGGGCUCAAGAAGGUGGGGACCCAUGUUUACCAACUCCAUGGUCUUGGGUGAAAUGCAGUUCAGAUCCACAGCCAAAAAUAAUUUCAAUUAAUUUGUCAGGGAAGAAUUUGACAGGGAAUAUACCUUCAGAAUUGAUGAAUCUGUCAGGCCUAGCUGAGCUAUGGCUUGAUGGUAACAUGCUUACUGGUCCGAUACCCGAUUUUGGCGGAUGCUUAAAUCUGAAGAUAAUUCACCUUGAGAACAAUCAAUUAACUGGUGAGCUGCCUUCAUCAUUGGUGGACCUACCGAGCCUAAGGGAAUUGUAUGUGCAAAAUAAUAUGCUGUCUGGAACUGUGCCUCGUGGUCUUCUCAGCAAAAAUAUUGUUUUUGUUUUCUCAGGAAAUAUGCAUCUUCGAGAGGAAAAAAACAAACAUAAUCGCAUUAUAAUUGUUCUCUGCUCUGUGAUUGGAGCAUCUGUGAUGCUUAUGGCUGUAGUUGCCUUCUUGUUUGUGUGCAAGAGAAGGAAGUUUUAUUCAAAGGAAGAUGAUCUUACCAAUGUCCUACCAACUCAAAAACCACAUUCUCCUGUAAAUGAACUUGCCACAAAAACAGCCCACAAGUAUACGUUAUCUGACAUUGAAGAAGCUACCGAGAACUUCUCAAAGAAAAUUGGUUCUGGAGGUUUUGGAACCGUAUAUUACGGAAAGAUGAAAGAUGAAAAGGAAAUUGCAGUCAAAGUUCUUAGAAAUGAUUCUUACCAGGAGAAUCGACAAUUCUCAAAUGAGGUCUCUCUGCUUUCAAGAAUACAUCACAGGAACCUAGUAGUAUUUCUUGGUUACUGCCAGCAAGAAGGAAAGAACAUCCUUGUUUAUGAGUUCAUGCAUAAUGGAACUUUUAAAGAGCACCUUCAUGGAACCUUAACUCAGGAACGGCGUAUUGGCUGGCUUAAGCGUCUGGAGAUUGCUGAGGAUUCUGCAAAAGGGAUUGAGUACCUUCACACAGGCUGUUCUCCAGCUGUUAUCCAUAGGGAUCUGAAGACCAGCAACAUUCUUCUUGACAAGCACAUGAGAGCAAAGGUCUCAGAUUUUGGUCUCUCAAAACCUGCAGUGGAUGAAUCCCAUGUUUCAGGUGUCAAGGGAACUUUGGGGUAUUUAGACCCUGUGUACUGCACCUCUCAGCAAUUAACAGAGAAGAGUGACAUUUACAGUUUCGGCGUUAUUCUCCUGGUGCUAAUUUCAGGUCAAGAGCCAAUAUCCACCACAAAUUUUGGCGAAAACAUUUAUCAUAUAGGCCCAUGGGCAAAGUUUUAUUAUGAGAGUGGAGAAAUUGAGGCUAUCAUCGACCCUUCGUUGCAGAACGAUUACAAUGAUAUUCAGUCUGUGUGGAAGAUUGCUGAAGUGGCAGUUAAGUGCAUUGACUCACAAACGGGAAAUAGGCCAUCAAUAUCAGAAGUGCUCAAGGAGAUCCAGGAGGCUAUUGCAAUAGAACGAGGCCCCAGGAUUACAAAGUCGGAUAUUUUCUUCGGUUCUUCGUUGAUUGUAGAUGCCGCGAACUUGUGUAGCUCUGGGCAAAGAGCUUCCGUUGAUUCUUUUAUCCAGCCUGAUCUCCGAUAGCUCCUCCAAAUACUGUGCACCCAAGUGAUUCUGAAUUUUCCUGAGUUGGAAAUCAUAAUUUUGGACAAUGGGAGAGUUGCAGAAACUUGUAAUCGUGGACAAAAACUUGUUAUUUACCUUCUCAUUUUUCUUUUUCUAAGGGAUAUGUUUGGAAAUUCAGAAAAUUUGAACCAAAUUUUGCAAGCGUGCAGAAAGAACACACAAAACCUUUUUUUCGUUGUCUGUAAAAAUCAAAUCACCAAUUACGUAAUCUUGGCCUUUAGUGCUGCUGUA
This is a messenger RNA of Phoenix dactylifera (date palm), 3194 nucleotides long. RefSeq names its product putative LRR receptor-like serine/threonine-protein kinase At1g67720. Gene Ontology annotation, biological process: protein phosphorylation. Gene Ontology annotation, molecular function: protein binding; ATP binding; protein kinase activity. The record is from RefSeq and is a predicted model, not a curated record. NCBI's taxonomy places the organism in Eukaryota, Viridiplantae, Streptophyta, Magnoliopsida, Arecales, Arecaceae.